AUGAAUGGGGGAUCAGAACCUAUGCUUACCGGUGCCCACUUGAAUGUUCGUUCGCUUUCUGCCAAUUUUUCAGAGUUCGGAAAUACAAUAUUGAAUCAUAAUUUUGAUUUGGUUGGUGUUACGGAAACUUGGCUUCGUGCUGAUGAAACAUUUUCAUUUGAAAUUGAGGAAUACAAUUUUGUUCAUAAUGACAGAACUACUAGGGGGGGAGGCACGGGUAUCUAUAUAAAAAAGAAUUUACACUAUCGAGUCGUCAACUUGGAUCUUAAUUUGGAAAAUACAUGCAUUAUACUUGAACGAGGAGUUAAAAGAGUGCUCUUCUGUGUGAUUUACAAGCCUCCUAAAGUUGAGGGAAGAUUGGGUACUCAUGUGCUUGUUGAUGACCUAGAAAAUCUCACCAUGGCUUCCUUGCCAUUGGCUGAUAAUCUUAUUGUCGUUGGGGAUAUGAAUGUCAACGUUUUGGAACCUGAUUCUUCUGACUCAUCUUCAUAUUUGAACUCACUUCAAACUUUUGGAUUACAUCAGUUGGUCAAAAAGCCAACCAGAAAGCGUGCUUUGCUUGAUCAUAUUCUCACAGAUAAACCUGAGCUGUUCAAAUAUACGGAUGUCUUGGACUGUCACUAUAGCGAUCACGAUAUGCCGAUUUUUGCCUUGAAUGGUGGGUUCACAACUGAGCGAACUGAACGAUACGCAACUUUUAGAGAUUUCACUCAAUUCUCCUUUGAAAGUUUUCAGGAGGAACUAGCUAGCUCUGAUCUUCAGGCGAUCUUCAGGAUACGGUUUGAGUGGAAGAACAGAGGGCAUUCACCCAUCUGAACUCCGCCCUGUGAGUGUUGUAAUUGAUAAAUUAUGUUUCUAUUGUGUCAUUGAAUUGGUAAUAAAGGCCUAUUAUUAUUA
Molecule: messenger RNA, 897 nt
Organism: Coccinella septempunctata (seven-spotted ladybird)
Lineage: Eukaryota; Metazoa; Arthropoda; Insecta; Coleoptera; Coccinellidae
Exons: 2
Coding region: 1-816 (271 amino acids)
Molecular function (GO): catalytic activity
Source: RefSeq, a predicted model, not a curated record